AUGGUGGGUUGCAGUGCUGACGGGAACCUGAAUGAGGAGAUGUACACACGUCCCCUCCCGUGGAUCGGGCUCUACGUAGCAGCAGCGUCCCUCGCAUGCGCAAUCGCCAUGGCAGCCGACCUCAUCCACGGCAUCCGCAACAGGAGGUUCUGGUUCCCCACCAAGUUCUUCUCCAUCAACGCCACUUCUCUCACCAUCAUCACAGUAGCGGUCAAAUUCUCCGUCGACCUCAACACUCCCAUGCCCAGCCGAGUCGACCAGCUCACCAAGCUCAGCAGCGGAGUCCUGCUCUGCGUGGUCAUCGCAAACUCCAUGCCGUCCCUCGGCACGGUCACCAACAAAGAAAUCAUGAUGAACAUCAUCGCCUUCGCGAUCUUGGUCAUCACGGUAUUUGUCAACAUCGCCAUCCAGUUGAUCACGGGAGUGAUCUACAUCUGCUGGAGGGAGCACGUUGCCGUGAUGGGGUUGAUGCUUCUUAUGCUGAUCAUACUAGGCUUCUCCGCUCUCGCCGUGCCUACGACGAAGACAGAGUUGGAGUUCAAGUACAAGAAAAGAUGCGACAUGGCUAUGCAAGAAGGGUCCAAAGAUAUGAACAGAAGAACGCCAGAGGAACUCAAAGAGGACCUGAUGAAGUUCUGGAUCAUGGCGCAUACCAGUAGCCCCCAGUUUGUGAUGGGCCGUUCAGUGACGUGUACGGCUUCCGGCGCGCUGUGUCUUCUCGGCGCCGCAGUUCUGGGAGAGGCGAUGUUGAGGUCGUUUUUCACGCCCUGGUCGUUUGAGUUCUGUGCAGGGGAGUCUGACUACAAAUGGUCGACGACUUUAGUUCUCAUAUCGCAGACGGUGGCAGUGGUAGUUGGUACGGUUGCUCCGGCUGUGAGAUGGUUCACUGCGGUGUCCUUCAGGUGCCCGAGAAAUGGGAAGAAGAAGAGCAACAAUGGAGGAGGAGGGUAUUUCAGAGUGGAGAAGUACUGGAUUCAGUUGUUGGUGGAGUUCAAAGAGUGUCCGUUUAUACAGAUUGAAAGCAAGCAGCUUAGGAAGGUUGCUCAUGAUGCCAAGCGCAGAUUCUUCGAUACGUGCAUUGGAGCUCAAAUCGGGAUAGUAAUGGUGUGCAAGUUGAUUCAGUUCAUCUCCAUCUUCUGCGCGGGAAGGAUUGUCUAUGUCUGUGAUUCCUGCAGCAAGUUGAAGAGUUUGUUACCAAGAAAUAGCAUUUCGGUUGAACCAGGAAUCGAGAGGAGAACGAAGGACGAAAACAAAAUUGAUUUGAGCCGGUUCGUUCUGCAUCUAGAGGGCGAGGACGAGCUAGUGGAAAUGACAAUGAGGAAGAAUUGUACUGCUACAGCUCACUGGUUGCAAAAGGGGAGAAAGAGAAAGCCGAAACAUCUUACUAACCUGUUGAGGAGAGCAAGCUUCGCAGAAGGAUUUAAAGGUGUGAGGGAAUUCGACUGCGAACAAGUUUGCAGCUUGGAAUGUAAUGAGCCUCCCCAUUGUUGGUCUCUCCCUAUAGUGACUCUGACAGCAAUUGCAGUUGCGCUUCCGAAUGUGGACACUCAUUCGGCUAACCAAUUGAUACGCAGCGUCCAUGAGGGCCUCGUGUAUGUCAGGCUCGUGGAAGAGCACCAGGAUGGAAGAGAAGAGCUUAGUAACGUGAUAAGAGCGGCAUUUCAUGUGUGGGCAGGUGUCGACAUCUACCAUAAAUGGUGUGGCGUGGAUCUGAAUGAACUGUCCCUGAAAUCAGAAACCACAAAAGAAGUACUGGAAGGGCUGGCAGAAACUGGGAAGAACAAGCUAACAGAGUUUAGGAAAUCUUAUCCAAGUCAAUGUCCGAGGGAAACCCCCUCGGAGUGGCACGCCAAGGCACUGGCGGCUAAUUCCAUGUACAGAAUAAGCAGCACGAUUCUGCAGAAUCAUCACAGGGACAGCACCAGUUCAGGGGAGAGGUUGUUUGCAACACUCAGCGUGCUGAUCUCCGAUAUAUUGGCAGCUUGCCUAACUAAUUUGAGGCCAGUGAUAUUCUGCAAGUGUUUGAAGAGCACAAUUGAAGAGAGGAAAGUUAGUGUGAGGGAAGCAGUGUACCUACUAGGCGAGACGGAAGAGAUAGUGAAGCUUCUUGACAAAAGUACACUGUCCGUUGUUUACUGUGACAAAAUCAGUAGCGUCGGUGACUGGCAUUCCUUACACAAAGCGAGUAAACCUCUGGCAAUCAUUGAUCAUCCAGCACUGGACGAUGCCGAUUUGUUCAAUGUGGGAGAUACAUAUUUAGCGAUCGACUGA
Molecule: messenger RNA, 2271 nt
Organism: Linum tenue
Lineage: Eukaryota; Viridiplantae; Streptophyta; Magnoliopsida; Malpighiales; Linaceae
Source: the annotation of a GenBank genome assembly